GAGAUUCGAUCCCAGGACCUGAGGCUCGGACAGUUGGAUACAGAAGGACACACACACACAGAGACAUAGGAGAGAGAAAACAAAAAAACAAGAGAGACAGAGAGAUAUCAAAAAAACCUUUCUUCAUCGUCGGCGUCAUCAUCAUCAUCAUCAUCAUCGUUUACGUCGAACUACAGCUGAAUCGGCGUCGUUUUGUUCUGUUCUUUUGAACCGUCAGAUUCAGUCCUGUGUUCGAUGUGCUUUGUCCCAAAACCCUAGGAGUUAUCUGCUUAUCUUUCCUCAACAAAUACUGGUUCUCCAUAUUCUGUGUGCAUGCUAUACACAAAACAUUUUUGUUGGGGUUGGGAGCUUUUAUUGUUGUUCAGGAUUGGACAUUAGCCUGUGGUUAUGCUGAGGAUGCUAGAGAUGUAAUUGAUAUUUCUGGGCUCAUGACUUAUUUACUGGUGUGCGGUUCUAGUAGCAAGUGUACACGAUAACUUAUAUACUUUCAUUUUUCCCUCAAUCUGAGAUAACAAUCUUGCACUUGCUGUUAUCAGCUUGUAUUGCUUGUGGAUUGAUGAUCUUGGCCCUUCUGAGGUCUUCUCUUAAAAAAUUGGCUUGAUGAAGUCAAUGGAUACACUUACUAUUUUGUCUUGAAUAAAGAGAGAAUGGUACCAAAUUGGAAGAAACCUCACAUUAAGUUGACACCUAUCUCCUCAGCAUACGAUUUAUUCAUGUUCUCUACAACAUCUAGGAGUAAAGAGGGUGUUAAUGGUGCUGCAUAAGAAGAAAUCAUGGAGCACAUAUCAGAGAAAAAAUUCCCUCUCAAUGCAAAAGAUUAUAAGUUAUACGAAGAAGUUGGUGAGGGAGUCAGCGCCACUGUGUACAGGGCUCUCUGUGUUCCACUUAAUGAGAUAGUUGCAAUCAAGGUUCUUGAUCUGGAAAAGUGUAAUAAUGACCUGGAUGGUAUCCGGCGAGAGGUACAGACAAUGAGCUUGAUUAAUCAUCCAAAUUUGUUACAGGCGCAUUGUUCUUUCACUGCUGGCCACAGCCUUUGGGUUGUGAUGCCAUACAUGGCUGGUGGAUCCUGCCUUCAUAUAAUGAAAUCUGGUUACCCUGAAGGUUUUGAGGAGCCUGUUAUUGCUACUUUAUUGCGUGAGGUUUUGAAAGCUCUUGUUUAUCUUCAUGCACAUGGGCACAUCCAUAGAGAUGUGAAGGUGACUUACUCUACCUGCUUGACUCAUUCGCCUCUGAAUGAUCUUUUGGCUGGGAAUAUCUUAAUUGAUUCUAAUGGUGCAGUCAAGUUAGCUGAUUUUGGUGUAUCAGCAUGCAUGUUUGAUACUGGAGAUAGGCAGCGUUCCAGAAAUACUUUUGUUGGGACUCCAUGCUGGAUGGCUCCUGAAGUUAUGCAGCAAUUGCAUGGUUAUGACUUCAAAGCGGACAUAUGGUCAUUUGGAAUAACAGCACUUGAACUUGCACAUGGCCAUGCCCCAUUUUCCAAGUACCCUCCAAUGAAAGUUUUGCUGAUGACUUUACAAAAUGCACCUCCAGGUUUGGACUAUGAAAGAGACAAGAGAUUUUCAAAGUCUUUCAAAGAGUUGGUAGCGACUUGCUUAGUGAAGGAUCCAAAAAAACGUCCAGCUUCAGAAAAGCUAUUGAAGCACCCUUUUUUCAAGCAUGCACGCCCAAAUGAAUAUCUGGCUCAUACCAUUCUUGAUGGCCUUACUCCUUUAGGUGAACGUUUUAGAAUGCUGAAGGCAAAAGAGGCUGAUCUUCUUGUUCAGAACAAGGCUCUUUAUGGGGAUAAGGAGCAGUUAUCGCAGCAAGAGUACAUUCGAGGAAUAAGUGCCUGGAAUUUCAACCUCGAAGAUUUAAAAACUCAAGCUGCCCUUAUACAGGAUGGUGGCAUGCCAAAUGCUGAAGACCCGGAUGCUAAUAAGCAAAAAUAUGGGCAUGAUUUUGUUGGGUCCCCAGUGGAGAGCAUGUCCCAUUCAAAUGCUGAUCCUAGUCAGGAGGAUGGGUUCAGUGAUAUUAGUGAUUUGGAGAGCUCAUUUGCUUCCUUUCCUGUGAAACCUCUUCAAGCACUUAAAGGUUGUUUUGAUAUUUGUGAGGAUGAUGAGACUGCAAAUAGUCCAAUUGGUGUGGAUCAGGAAAAUGGACGAAAUGAGGGUGAGAGUUCGUGUCAAGGUAGUAUUUUACAUCGCCAUGCUAUUCCAGAGCAUAAAAAAUUCUUGAGUGGUUCACUACUACAAGAGAAUUCUCUAUCUCCUAAGAAGGUUUUUAACGAUGGGGACAGGGAUUAUCUACAAUCAAAACACCAAGCUGAGCGUAACUAUAGUGGUACAUUGUUGUAUCGUCAGAAGAAAGAUGCUAGUAACAUUUCAUCUGUUGAAGAUACUUCAGAAGGAGCAGUUGUACAGCGUAAGGGCCGCUUUAAGGUCACUUCGGCAGACCUCAGUCCCAAGGGUCCUACAAACAGCAUGUUUAGCUCAAUUUCUGGAGGUUCAACUGGUAUAGCAACCGCAAACCUAACGGCUGCCUCAAUUCUCCCAUCUCUGCAAUUCAUUUUGCAGCAGAACUCCACACAGAGGGAAGAACUUAUGAAAUUGAUCAAGUAUGUGGAACAAACCUCUGGUAAGCAUGCUGAGUCAACUGAGGUUGUCACAAGUGACCUGUUGCAGAUGCAUCCUGCUACCACCAGAGAGAGAGAUCUGCAGUCUCAGGUGUUUCAUAUGCAGCAAAGUAUUGGGAGCCUUGUUGAGGAAUUGCAGAGGCAGAAGAUGAAAAAUGCCCAGUUAGAAAGACAACUAAAUACUUUGGUGAACAAAGAGGAGGAUGCACAAUGAUGUUUUUCAUAUUACCACCGCCUUGUGAACAAAAAGAAGCAUAAUUUCUUUAUAGUUGGUUGAGGAAGCCGAAUUUCUACCGGUUGAUUAUUUCUUCAGUGGCUAGCGAGGGUCUUCAAGGUACUUUCGAAGGUAUAGGGCAUUUUUUAUUGUAUUUUAGUGUAUCAUAUGUGUGAACGUGUGUAAGGCAGAUACCCAAUUUUGAAAUGCUAUUCCUUGAGUCACUCUAUCAUGUAAUUUAUUGACUGCUUUUGUAAUUAUAUUCAGUUUGGUCCUCUCUAUGUACUA
This is a messenger RNA of Quercus robur (English oak), 3113 nucleotides long. Its product is annotated as serine/threonine-protein kinase BLUS1. The transcript has 21 exons. Bases 774 to 2825 code for a protein of 683 amino acids. Gene Ontology annotation, molecular function: protein kinase activity; protein serine/threonine kinase activator activity; ATP binding. Gene Ontology annotation, biological process: protein phosphorylation. NCBI's taxonomy places the organism in Eukaryota, Viridiplantae, Streptophyta, Magnoliopsida, Fagales, Fagaceae. The record is from RefSeq and is a predicted model, not a curated record.